Messenger RNA from Arabidopsis lyrata subsp. lyrata, 1646 nucleotides. RefSeq names its product GATA transcription factor 10-like. Bases 481 to 1356 code for a protein of 291 amino acids. The record is from RefSeq and is a predicted model, not a curated record. Gene Ontology annotation, biological process: regulation of DNA-templated transcription. NCBI's taxonomy places the organism in Eukaryota, Viridiplantae, Streptophyta, Magnoliopsida, Brassicales, Brassicaceae. The transcript has 2 exons. Gene Ontology annotation, molecular function: zinc ion binding; sequence-specific DNA binding.
UCUCUUUAGGUGGAGAGCUUUUUUGUUUUUGUGGGUCUAGUGUUGCAUUUUCCUGUGUUACGUUUGCCUUAUUUUUCGCGUGUUUCGAAUAAUGUAGGAAUGAAAAUUUGUUAUCUGGGUUUUUAUUUGGUUGCUAUGUUUGUUGGUGUGGGAAAACUUGUGACCGACACUUAUCUCUGUGGUUAUAAAUUCUUGGAAGGAAUUGUUUCAAUCUUUGUUACCUUAGACUGUCGUCUUUGUUAUGUGUUGGGGAAUUUUGCUCUUUGUUUGUCGCUUUGACAUUGCUUUAGUAUUAUGAUGACUCAAGUCUGUGUCAGGGUUUUUUGUGAAACCUCGAAAUUGAAUUUUAAGUUGUAGUUUUUUUAACUGGACAUGGAGCUGUUUUUGAAUCCUGCAUAUAUAUGAGUUUCUCUUUUGGUGAAUUUUACGUCUCAUUUUCAAAUCUCUUUACCUUUUUUUGGUUUCAGUAGACAGCAUAGCAUGAAUUGGUUACCUGAAGCUGAAGCUGAGGAGCACUUCAAAGGACUUCUCUCUGGUGAUUUCUUUGAUGGUCUCACCAAUCACCUUGAUUGCCCACUUGAAGACAUCGAUUCCACCAAUCUUGAGGGAGAUUGGGUUGCCAGGUUUCAAGACCUUGAGCCUCCUCCCAUGGAUAUGUUCCCUGCUUUGCCUUCUGAGCUCACCUCUUUUGCCAUUCGCAAGGACAAGGGCGCGGGCGCUCGUGUGGGCAUUCGCAAGAACAUGAAACAGUUCUGUUCUUCUCAAGCCUUGUCUGGCAUCAACAGCACUUUCCGCCAAUCUUCAGCGCCUCCUGGAAUCAAUGUUUCAAAGCUAUUUCAGUCUUUAGGUCCAGUGUCAGUUCUUGAGAGAUUGGCUUUCCCUGUGAAAGGCAUGAGAACCAAGCGCAAACGCCCCACAACACUGAGACUUAGCUACCUUUUCCCCUUUGAGCCCAGAAACCCUGAUAAGUCAACUCCGGGCGAAUCAGAAGCCGAAAGUUACUAUUAUUCUGAGCAACAUGCCAAGAAGAAACACAAGAUUCACCUGAUCACCCACACGGUGUCUUCCAGUUUUGAGGCAAGUAACUCGGAUGGGAUAGUCCGGAAAUGCACUCAUUGUGAGACAAGCAAGACCCCGCAGUGGAGGGAAGGACCCUGUGGACCGAAGACCCUCUGCAACGCUUGCGGGGUCCGGUUCAAAUCUGGUCGUCUAGUUCCAGAAUACCGACCAGCCUCAAGCCCGACCUUCAUCCCAUCGGUGCAUUCAAACUCACACAAGAAGAUCAUUGAGAUGAGAAGGAAGGACGACCAACAGUUUGAUACCAGCAUGAUUCGGGCAGUGAUAUCCGGAGCAUAAGGACAAGAGGGUAAAGCAGUUUUAAGUUUGGUCUCUUAUCCGCAGAAAUGGGAACUCAAGUGAAGGAAGAAUAUGGUAUAAAAGUAGGGGUUAGUGACUGUUUUCAAAUCUGAUGAAGAGAGUUUAGGGGUUUAGUUGAAGUUAGGUAUAUUAAAUAUUGUUGUUUGAUUAUGUGUUUUUAUCUUAUAUCUCUCUCUUUUUUGCGAAGCCAAUGUUUGCUUCUUUUUAUUUUUUUUAGUUCUUUGAAAUAAUCCUAUUCUUUUUUACUUCAAUCCCAUAAUCUUCUAGUU